AAAAUAAUGCGAUCCAUGGCCGGUGGAAAUAACAUGACAGAUAUAAUGGUUUCCUCACGUCUAAUCCUUUCUCCCAUCAUGUUACUUAUCAUCAUCAUUAGUAGCACCGUUCAAGCGGCCACCCUUGCUCAGCCGCAGCCGGCGGCUGAUCUGCUAAAUCACUUCUGUUCAAACGACAAAGGUAACUACACCACGACCGACUCCUAUAGCACAAACCUUAACCACCUUCUCUCAUCCCUUCCCUCUACCAAGGGCAACGACUUUGGCUUUUACAAUUCCUCCUAUGGCGGAAAUACAUCAUCCGAGGCAAUAUAUGCAAUCGGACUGUGUAAAGGAGAUAUUGGAACCACAAGCGACUGCCUUCAAUGCCUCAAUGCAUCUAGAAGUGCUCUCAUGGAGCUAUGUCCCAAUCAGAAGGAGGCCAUUAUUUGGUACGACAACUGCAUGCUGCGCUACUCAAACCGCUCCAUAUAUGGUGUCAUGGAAACGCAGCCAACUUUUGAUAUGUGGAGCACACAAAGCGUACCAUCAUCCAAAUUUGAUAUGUUUUUUCGCAAUCUCACCAUCCUACUCGAAAGAUUAGGAAUUCAAGCUGCAGCAGAUGGUUCUCUGAAGUUUGCGAAAGAUAACGCAACCAUUCUCAACUAUGGUAACGGCGGACUGUCAUCCUUAACGGCACUUGUAGAGUGCACUCCUGAUUUGUCCGAGUUACAGUGCAGGACUUGCUUGCUCGGGGCUUUUGAAGAAUUCCCGGAAUGUUGUGAUGGAAAGGAGGGUGGGCGAGUUCUUAGACCCAGCUGUAACUUCAACUAUCAGCUGGACCAGGUUGACCGGACCAAGACCACAAUUCCCGAGUCAGGAUCUCCAAGUCAAAGCCCGGGUAUAGCUCCAAGUCAAAGCCCGUGGAAUUCUUCCCCUAUCCCUCGAGAAUUACCUGAUAAGCCUGACAAAAUUCACCCUAAGAGCCGUGCAAGACGUGCUGCUGCUAGCAACCAUAGAAUAGCCCGUAUCGUUAUACCAUUUGCAGUUGUUGUUUCUAUUGGACUAAUGAUAUCCGUAGGCAUUUACAUGAAAGUAGAGAAGAGAAGGCCACAACCUAUCCCAGGGAUGCAACCUAAUAGUUUUGAGACAAUGGGAUCCUUGCAAUUCGACUGUGGCGACAUUCGAGUUGCCACAAAUAACUUUUCUGAAGCAAAUAAACUUGGAGAUGAUGAAUAUGGCACUGUUUACAGGGGUAGUCUUUCCAACGACAAAAGCAUAGCAGUGAGGAGGCUUUCAAUAAACUAUGUGAAAGAGUAUAUGGAAAUUAAGAAAGAGGUUUUGUUAAUGGCGCCCAAGCUUCAACAUCCAAAUCUAGUUGAGCUCCUAGGGUGUGCCUUGGAAGAAAAUUCUGAAAGGCUUCUUGUCUACGAGCAUUUCCCUAACGCAACUCUUGAUCGCAUCAUAUUUGACCGAAUGCAGAGCAGACAAUGGGAUUGGGAGAUGCGGUACAACAUCAUAGUGAGCAUUGCACGGGGACUCCUUCACCUUCAUGACAGUCACUUUGUUCAUGGCGAUAUCAACGCUAGUAACAUUUUGAUAGAUGCAGAAAUGAAUCCCAAAAUUUCAAAUUUUGGCAUGGCAAGAUUCUUUGCGGCUGAUCAAACACAAGGCAACAUUAAUGGAAUUCAUCUGCUGAAUCUGAUGUCUAGCACAUACAUGGCUCCAGAAGCAAUUGUUGGACAUUCAUCUGCAGAAUCUGAUGUCUACAGUUUUGGUGCGUUAGUCGUGGAGAUAGUAAGUGGACAAGAAAUUAGUAGUUUGGCUUCCGAAAAGCUAAAUGAUAAGGAUCUUCUGAGAUUUGCAUGGAAGAAUUGGGCAGAAGGGACAAUUAGAAAUCUAAUAGACCCAACGUUGUGGACUGGUUCAGGAAUUGAAGUAAUGGAGAGAUGCAUCAGAAUCGGAUUAUUGUGUAUGCAGAGGACUAGAACCGAUAGGCCAACCAUGUCUUCUGUUACUCAGAUGCUUAGUCAUUCUUCCGCUAUCCCUCUACCUAAUAAAUUUAGGCAUGGUAGCUUUGGGAUCAUUGGAACCUUGAACAAUGUGGAAGGUGUUUCUGAUCCAAGGUCUAGAGCAAAAGUUCAACCCUUCAUUGCGAAGAUGCGGUGUUCCACUACCGGCAUCAUCAAUAAGAUACGUAGAAAAUGAGGUUAAACCUCUUAAUUGAUGCAACAGUGAGCUCACCUCAGCUGAGUUGUAGGACAAGCAACUCAACGAACUCUUGUUGUUAUUUGAUCAUGUUUUUUAUCGAAUUAAUCCAUUAUCUCAAGUCUUUGAUAAGGUUGUUUCAUCAGCACAGGUGCAAUAUUCUAGCAUUGACAU
This is a messenger RNA of Rosa chinensis, 2361 nucleotides long. RefSeq names its product cysteine-rich receptor-like protein kinase 27. The coding region runs from base 7 to 2187 and encodes 726 amino acids. The transcript is spliced from 6 exons. Gene Ontology annotation, molecular function: protein kinase activity; ATP binding. Gene Ontology annotation, biological process: protein phosphorylation. Lineage: Eukaryota; Viridiplantae; Streptophyta; Magnoliopsida; Rosales; Rosaceae. The record is from RefSeq and is a predicted model, not a curated record.